Amyelois transitella is the source of this 1669-nucleotide messenger RNA. It is a transcript of the gene Tap42, whose product is annotated as immunoglobulin-binding protein 1. The record is from RefSeq and is a predicted model, not a curated record. The transcript is spliced from 7 exons. Gene Ontology annotation, cellular component: cytosol. Bases 116 to 1156 code for a protein of 346 amino acids. Gene Ontology annotation, biological process: regulation of dephosphorylation; regulation of signal transduction. Gene Ontology annotation, molecular function: protein phosphatase 2A binding. Lineage: Eukaryota; Metazoa; Arthropoda; Insecta; Lepidoptera; Pyralidae.
CAGUGUCAGAUGAGAGUGUCAGUCUAUAAUAAAACGAAAACAGAGUUGUUUUGCUGGUUAUUCUAUCUAUUUCUAGCAAUUCUAGCGAGUUCUUGCGAGUAGUUUUACAAAAAAUAUGUCUCAAAACGAAGCGGGUCAAUCUACAGACGAUCGAGAACCUUUAAAACAAAUUUUCGACGAUGCUAUGAAAUUGUUUGACACCAUUGAAAAUGGAAAAGAAGCCACUAACAGCGACCCGGUUCAGACCAGUAUAAAAGCAGCGAUAUCGAAGUUCGAGAAGGCUACAAACAUGGUGUCCAUGUUGGGGCUGUUCAGCAAGAACGAGAGCCUGGAAGAGCUGCCCACUGAGACACUGCAGUACCUCUUGCUACCUGCUUUGCUGGGGACGCUCACUUUGAAGCUGUGCAGCCAGCAUCGGAAGGAAAUUAUUGAUGUUGCUGAAAUUUAUUUUAGAGACUUCCUCCAGAGGUGCAAGGACUAUGGCGUGACAGAUGUUGAGGUGCCCCAACCCAGCGCUAACGGUGAAGGCACCAUCAGCAGAGUGCAGAGCGAACAGGCCAAAAUAGCAACUAUGGUUAUGACAAGGGAAGCUAAAAUCAAAAGGUACAAAGAGCAGAAGGAGUUGAAAGAUAAACUGAGCACGCUCUCCAAAGCGAUGACGUCAUACAACGUAGAUGACGAGACCAAACGACAAUACUUCACCACACUAUUGCUGAACUAUGUGAACGAGGCUCUUGAUGAACUGGCCAGCAUCGAGCAGGAGAGGCCGAUAUUGGAGUAUAUGGAGAAACAUGCUGGAGAACCUAAACCGCACACAGACAGGCCCCGGCCGCCCCCACUGAAGCCGGUCAUCAUCACCAAGGACGCCGUUCAGAAGGCGGUGUUCGGGCUCGGCUACCCGUCCAUACCCGCCAUGACAGUAGAGGAGUUCUACGAUCAGAGGGUCAGGGAGGGAAUAUUUCCCGGCGGCAACAGCUCCAACAUCCCGCACACCACUCUACAGAACGCUGAGACCGACGGGGACGAAGCUGACAAAAUACAGAAGGAGCAACUGGAAGAGGAGGAUGAUCCAGAAGAGUUGGCGCGCAAACGCAAUAUGGACGAAUACAAGGACGACCAUCGUCGAGGCUGGGGCAACAGAUAUAAUAGGAGUUAAUGUAGGCAAUAUGUGCCGGCGUAACAUUGCCUUUCUUUUGUGACAGGCGCAUGUUUAUUGUAAAGACAUUUUGGUGCGAACGCCAUUUUGUAUGUGCUGUAAUAUUUUUCCGAAAUUUUUGUUUUAUCGGAUAUUAAUGUUUAAAAUGUGGAUAUAUCUGUAUUUGUAUCAAGUGGAACACAGAGAACAAUAAACAAGUGAGAAUAUUAAAAUGCACACAAAACAAUGUACAGUUAAUACUAACAACUUCGAUCAUUAAAUACUUGGUGAGUUAAGUGCCUACCUCUUGUUUUGGAAAUCGUAAAUUUAUGAGAGCAAUAUCUAUUGCAAGAUUGCUUUUAUUUUAUUUUACUUAUUGAAAGGGCAUUUUCAUAGGGGAAAUUGUCACUUUCCGUCUUUUCAAGAAUCUUUGACUUGAUGAUAGAAUUGAGAUCAGAUCAGAAGACAUCUUAAUGUACGUUGUACAUAAUUCAUGUAACUGGAUUCUAUUAAAUACAUAUUGUUUGUAUACUC